Molecule: messenger RNA, 1908 nt
Organism: Neltuma alba
Lineage: Eukaryota; Viridiplantae; Streptophyta; Magnoliopsida; Fabales; Fabaceae
Exons: 10
Coding region: 92-1498 (468 amino acids)
Biological process (GO): cell cycle; protein ubiquitination
Cellular component (GO): endosome; plant-type vacuole membrane
Molecular function (GO): ubiquitin protein ligase activity
Source: RefSeq, a predicted model, not a curated record
UUCUCCAUUUUCUUCUUGUGGUUAGGGGUUUCCACCUUCCUCUGUUUUCGCUGUCUGAGGUUCUCUGCUUGCUUUACUUCUUCCCUCUACAAUGGCGGACUCGCAUUCCACUGCACUUCAACCUCCUGUUGCUUCAUCUUCCUCUUCUUCUACGGCCAUUAGGGAUGCUUCUGGAGCUACUCCGUCGACUUCAGGAUCUUCACGAGUACGCCGCCAAGAGGAAAGACGAAGUCAUCGUCCUCAAUCUCAACCCCCUGGCCUAGACCAGCAGAAUGUGAGCGUCGUCGAUUGGACAUAUCAAAAUGCGUCUUCAAUAGCUAGGGAUGAUUCUUGGUCCUGCGUCGUUGUUCUUUUCACCUUUUGGUUCUUUGUGUCGAUGACUAUGAUACUUGGAGUUUACGGGUCAAUGAACCUCCUGCUUAGUCCAAGCGCUUCCAUUCUUCUCCAACCUAGCCCCAUAUUCGUGCAAUACAUAAAGGUAGAAAACUUAGGGUCAAAGCCUGGAGUCAUGCUUUAUGGUACAUACGGAACCCCCGCUCUUGAUGUUUUUACUUUUUGGACAGAAACUCGUAACGUAACCGUUCAACCUGAUGUGCAUAAGGAAUGGAAAUAUUACCUGAAUGAAGGGUCUCAAGUAAAUAUUUCAUAUCGCAUGAGCUCUGAGAGCCCUUCUAUUGUUCUCGUGAUUGCAGAAGGGGGUGAAGGCCUCUCUCGGUGGCUGGAGGAUCCAUCAUAUCCUAAUAGCACACUCUCAUGGAACUUACUCGAUGGAACUGGUAUGAUUACACAGGACAUAUUCAGUUCAUCGGACUAUUAUUUGGCACUAGGAAAUCUGGAUGAGGAGGAGAGAGCGGAGGUGGAACUGAUCAUCAGAGUGAGGUCUGCCAUGUAUAAUACAACAGAUGCUUACUACAAAUGUACUUUGACUAGUGACCCAUGCGGUUUGAGUGUUUUCUUUCCUGAUGGGAAUGCAGCUGUCUUAACAUCUCCUGCACCUCAACAGAAUACAUCCGGUAAUCAGUGGUAUGUCAAAUUGUCCUAUGGACCAAGAUGGGUCACAUAUAUUUUUGGCAUGGGUGGAUUGACUUUGCUUAUGUUUUUGGCCUUCAACUACUUUAGCAAGCUGCACUAUUCUCAAGAUAGCGCAGGAGUUAGAUAUGAGGGAACAGCACCUCAAAGAGCCCCUUUGCUUUCUCCCAAAGAUGAUGAUCUUUCCAGCUGGGGUUCAUCAUAUGAAUCCAUGUCACAAGACGAGGAGGAUCUUGACUUUCUUACAGGGGAUUCCAUUAAUGGGAAGUCUAUAGCUGAUGGUGAAACCAGUAAUAAUACAAGGCGCCUUUGUGCAAUAUGCUUUGAUGCUCCAAGGGACUGCUUCUUCCUUCCUUGUGGACACUGCGUGGCUUGCUUUGAAUGUGCAACAAGAUUAGCAGAGGCAGAGGGUACUUGCCCGGUAUGCCGUAGGAACAUGAAGAAGGUGAGGAAGAUAUUUACUGUUUAAGCAUGGGAUGCAAUGCAGUGUCUUGUGGCACAGACAAGGGAAAAAAAAGAAGAAAGAAUAGCCAGACCAGAACCAUAGAUUUAGUUGGCAUCUAAGCCACUAUUUUCCUGGAAAUCAUUAGCAAUAAUUAGGCUAUUGGUUAUGGUGACGGGAGUCAUCGUAUUGAUUGGCCGUUUGCGGGGGAAAAUGAAAAGGUGCAACGUGUGUCUCAGGUACAUAACGAGAUUGCUGUGAGCAUGCGCUUGCUCAGAUGGGAUACAGAGGCUUUUUAUGUGGAUUUUUUUGCCUUUCCCUUUCAGGAAAGGCCCAAAGAGGAGUGCAAAUUGCCUAAUUUUUUCUCACUAUUAUACAACCUCGGAUCCUAUUCGUAUAGUUCAAGAAAUGAAAUUUUUUUAAUUUAUAAAAAAAAA